CAUUCCUAUCAUCAAGGUCUCCCAAAUCUUCAAGAACGUGUCACCGAAUAUAUGCUACAUGCCCAACAUAACACAACAAACAAUCACACAAGACACAGCCAAAACCAACUCUAAUUUCCUACCACUAGUCCCACACAAAUUCAUUCACAAUCCAUAAAAUACACCCUCACAAAAACACACUCAACUCAAUCAACAACAUCAUCACCAACAAAAAUGGAGUCAAUAGGAGUACUAUUAGCAUGCCCAAUGAAUUCCUACCUUGAAGAAGAACUCACCAAACGCUACAAUCUCUUCCGCUUCUGGAACUUUCCAGACCGCACCCAAUUCCUCUCUCAACACUCCAACUCCAUUCGCGCCGUCGUCGGUAACGCUUUCGCCGGAGCCGACGCCGCCCUUAUCGACGCUUUGCCGAAGCUCGAGAUCGUGUCGAGUUUUAGCGUCGGACUUGAUAAAAUUGAUCUGGGUAAAUGCAAAGAAAGAGGAAUUAAGGUUACGAAUACCCCUGAUGUUUUGACUGAUGAUGUUGCGGAUUUGGCGAUUGGGCUUAUGCUUGCUGUUUUGCGAAGGAUUCCUCAGUGUGAUCUUUAUGUUCGAAAUGGGUUGUGGAAGAAAGGGGAUUUUCGAUUAACUACUAGGUUUAGUGGCAAAAGGGUUGGAAUUAUCGGCUUGGGUAGGAUUGGUGCUGCAGUUGCCAAGAGAGCUGAAGCAUUUGACUGUCCAAUUUCUUAUUACUCAAGAACUAAGAAGGCAGAUUCAAACUAUACUUACUAUCCCAGUGUCAUCGAGCUUGCCUCCAACUGCGACAUACUGGUAGUUGCUUGUGCCUUAACUGAAGAAACACGACAUAUUGUCAACCGUGAAGUAAUAGACGCUUUGGGGCCUAAAGGUGUUCUGAUCAACAUUGGAAGGGGCCCUCAUGUUGAUGAACCAGAGUUAGUAAAAGCACUUUCUGAAGGCCGGCUAGGUGGGGCUGGGCUUGAUGUCUUUGCAAAUGAACCUCAUGUUCCUGAAGAGUUGUUCAAGCUUGACAAUGUAGUACUCUUGCCUCAUGUUGCAAGUGGGACUGAGGAGACUCGUACUGACAUGGCUAAUCUUGUUAUUGGGAACUUGGAGGCUCACUUCAAUGGAAAACCGCUGUUGACACCAGUUGUUUGAUUGUUCAGGGUAAUCGUAGGCCAUUAAUAUAUGAUUCCUGAUUGUGGACAAACUAUUUUGUUAGGGAAAUGAACCGUUUAUCGUUUGACUGAGCACGGUUGUAUUAUAUUGCAAAUUGAAUUCCCUGCUUAACAUUAUUUAUUCCCAAGAUCAGUUUGGGUCAUAAAAAUAGUCUUUUUUUUAAGUACUUGGCUUUUUUUUUCUUUUUUGGGUGCUAAAGAGGGGGCUAGGCCUCAAACAGAGAAUUACUCCGUACUCUGUAACUAUUAAUGUCAUGAUGAAGAAUAAAUUCUCCCUAAUUCGGGGAGUUGGUCAA
Chenopodium quinoa (quinoa) is the source of this 1471-nucleotide messenger RNA. RefSeq names its product hydroxyphenylpyruvate reductase. Gene Ontology annotation, cellular component: cytosol. The record is from RefSeq and is a predicted model, not a curated record. The coding region runs from base 214 to 1155 and encodes 313 amino acids. Gene Ontology annotation, molecular function: glyoxylate reductase (NADPH) activity; hydroxypyruvate reductase [NAD(P)H] activity; NAD binding. Lineage: Eukaryota; Viridiplantae; Streptophyta; Magnoliopsida; Caryophyllales; Amaranthaceae. The transcript is spliced from 2 exons.